AUGAUUGUGCCUGCGGUCCCAGAAAUCGUUGAAGAAGAGAUUGAGUCCGCAAUCGAAAGCCGCAACGAGGCAUUGCAGACCAUUCGUGAAUUAGGUCCCCCAGAUCUGGUACACCUAGUCAAGCAGGCGAAGUCGGGAGGGCGCCAGUUUGGAGUCUACCACCAUGUCACUGGGGUAGACGCUUCCUCAUCAGCCAGCUUAGCAGCGUACGUAAACACCCUCGUCUAUACGCCGCAAGACAAAACACAUAAAGUGGUAUCUGGACUGUAUUGCUGCUACAAUGCGUUUUCACAUCUGGAUAUGCGGGUGGAUGUUAAGAUACCGGGUGGAGUGGAGAGCUAUUGCAUCGACGAGCGGGGCGACAAGCGAGUGGCAUCCGAAGGGCUUUGGCUAGAGACCUUCUUGUGCGCUGUGCUCAGAGCGUACUCGUACGCAGAUGAUGGUAGCGGAGAUAGCAUCAAAAAGAUCAUCGGUGUCCGGAGAUUCGAUCCAAUCACUAGCACGGAGGUGGAGCACAAGUUCCUCGAUGCUGCCGAAAGACUUUUUUUCAAAGGAUCACAGCUUGGCUCGGAACCCGAAAUUCAAGUGCCCAAUGUCGUCUCUAAUCAUCUCACAACAGGCCUUCUCAAUUACAUACAUACCACAGGAAGAUAUACAUCCGGCAUAAACCUCUUCGAAAAGCUUCGGACACGGGAUGUGGAAGUCUCGUCACUCCUCGCCCGUGUUCUCAUAUCCGCGGACGAGGAGGUCCAAGCGGUCAAGCUCCUCCACGAUGCCAUAUCGCAGUUACCUAUGGAUUACUCCCUUCUCGAUUGCCAAUCGGCAUUCUGCCAAAGCAAGGGUCAGUUAGAGUGGGCGCUGGAUUGUGCAAAGCGAAGUGUGACUGCGGCACCUAGCGAGUUUGGUACAUGGGCAAAGCUUGCAGAGAUCUACGUUGGCCUCGAGCAAUGGGACCUCGCACUUCUAACGCUAAAUUCAUGCCCGAUGUUCACAUAUCAGGACAAAGAUGCGCCCCGAAUGCCAGAGCCCCAGCGAGUAAUCCUACCAGUCAUGCCAGAAAGCAUGUUAGAUGAGAUAGACGAAUCACAGGAAGCAAUCAACAGCGAGCUGGUCCAUCCGUCCUUACGAAAGCUGCAUGCAGCAGGCUAUAAGGGCACAUUCCUCAAAGCCUACAGUCUGCUCACAGAAAUAACCGCAAAGAUCGGAUGGGACCAAUUGCUCAAGAUACGAAGUCACGUCUUUGUGAUGGAAGAAGAAUACCGGAGCGAGAAGCAGACUGGCGGAAAUCAGCAGCCCACCGCGAAUCAGAAUGCAAGUACCGUCGCUCUACAUUCCCCAAGUCCGCGCGUCAAUGGGACGACAGACAGCAUUGAAAGCCACGACGGCGACUUCUCACUACCAGGUUCAGCGAAUACACAAAUGACCGAACAAAGUAGCGGGGCCCCCAGCAGUGCUACGUUGACGAACGAGUCUAUCGAGAAACCUAACCACACCAUAACCUCUGAAGAAGUCAAAGCUGGCAACGAAGACCCUUCUCCCUCUCAACCUCACUACACACAAUUCCACAACAAACGACUCUGUGAGCGCUGGCUUGACAAUCUCUUCAUGGUUCUCUAUGAAGACCUACGCAUAUACACAAUCUGGCGGACCGACAUGGCACGCUCUAAGACCGAGGAAUCAUCAGGUGAAUACCGCAAAUCGGCAGAAGAGUGGGAGAUUCUGGGCGAGCUUGCGGAAAGACUUCAUCACUUUCCAGAAGCGGUGGAAGCGUAUCAGUCGUGCCUGAGGGUCAGGUUUAGCCCGAAGGCGAUGAGAGGGGUAUUGAGGAUGUAUGAGGGCCAAGGGAGGGUAGGUGAGGUACUGCAGUGCGUUAUACGGCUGGUCGCUUGGCAGUAUCGGUGGUACUCCGAGUUCUGUCCAUCCCUCCUCCACACCGUCCGCAAGCUCAUCGAAAGCGAAGGCGCGGUCAAAGUUCGCAGUAUCGUUCAAGCAACCAGCCUACCGCAAUCGGUCUUGGAUCUCACGAAUGGUUAUGUGGAGCGCUGUGCUUCAUUUAGGUCGAACGGUAGCGAUGGCUGA
Letharia columbiana is the source of this 2079-nucleotide messenger RNA. RefSeq lists its product as uncharacterized. The record is from RefSeq and is a predicted model, not a curated record. Lineage: Eukaryota; Fungi; Ascomycota; Lecanoromycetes; Lecanorales; Parmeliaceae. Gene Ontology annotation, biological process: Golgi to plasma membrane transport. Bases 1 to 2079 code for a protein of 692 amino acids. Gene Ontology annotation, cellular component: exomer complex. The transcript is spliced from 7 exons. Gene Ontology annotation, molecular function: protein binding.